Dryobates pubescens (Downy woodpecker) is the source of this 3117-nucleotide messenger RNA. It is a transcript of the gene C36H17orf113, whose product is annotated as chromosome 36 C17orf113 homolog. NCBI's taxonomy places the organism in Eukaryota, Metazoa, Chordata, Aves, Piciformes, Picidae. Bases 367 to 2421 code for a protein of 684 amino acids. The record is from RefSeq and is a predicted model, not a curated record. The transcript has 2 exons.
GCCCAUAGGACAUGGCUGUGGCCGCAUCCAGGGAUGGAGACAAGCAAGGCAGGAAUGCAGACACAGGUGUGCAUGCCAGGACCUGUGUCUGAGCCGGCCUCCAAGUCACCCUGGGUCUGCUCUGGGUCCCGGGCACUUGCUGCCAGGGGCAGGAGCUGCUCUCCGUGGGGUCCGCACUCUCCUUCCCAGACAUUUGGUCCAAAGCCAGCUUUGACCCUCCCCUAAUCCCUUCCCCUUGUGUCUCUUUCAUCUCCAGUCGGACCAGGAGAGUGGUAAUAGAGCUUCUUGCUAAGUUAAGUGUAGAGGCUGCUGCUCCGAGGCUGGUUUGGGCCGGGCCGUGGGCUGCGCUCCCCCAGCCAGCGCAGCAUGGUGCCCCCGGGGAAAAAGCCUGCAGGGGAGACUUCCAAUUCCAAUAAAAAGUGCAAAAGGUAUUUCAAUGAGCACUGGAAGGAGGAGUUCACCUGGCUGGAGUUUGACUAUGAGAGGAAGCUGAUGUUCUGCGCCGAGUGCCGGCAGGCGCUGGUGAGGAACAAGCACGGCAAGGCUGAGAACGCCUUCACCGUGGGCACCGACAACUUCCAGCGCCAUGCCCUGCUGCGCCACGUCACCUCCGGCGCGCACCGGCAGGCGCUGGCCGUGAACUGGGAGCAGCUGGCGUUGGAGAGCCGUGCCCAGGGGCACCACCCGGAGCUGCGCUCGGUCAUCAAGGUGGAGGUGAACCCGGCGAAGGUGGCCGCGCUCACCACUGCCUACUGGAUGGCGAAGGAGGAGAUCCCGGAGGAGAAGUUCUCCUCCUUGCUCGACUUGCAGAAGUUCAACCUGUGCCAGGCGCUGCUGGCCCCCGAGCACAGCGACCUCCACCAGCCUGGCAGCGUCGGGGAGAUGCAGGCAGCCAUUGCCAAGGUGCUGCACGGCGAGGACAGGCACAGGAUCAAGGCCUCGCCGUUUGUGGGGCUGGUGGUGGAGGAGACUGUGGACGUCCUGCAGCGCCGCAGCCUCGCCCUGUUCACCACCACCGUCUGCCCCUGCAGCGGGCAGACCAGCGCCGCCUUCCUGGGCAGCUUCGAGCUGCCAGCCGGGGAGGCCUCCACGGUGGCAGGCAAGAUGGGGGAGGUGGUGCAGUCCUUUGGCAUCCCCACCGUGAAGAUCACCUGGCUGAGCGCCAACAGCGCCUCGCUGCUGGCCGAGUGGCCGAGCCCGGCGGGCACCGUGCUGGGCACCCUCUGCCCGCUGCUGACCGAGCUGCACUGCCUGACCCAGGGCAGCUCCCUGCUGCCUGCCCAGGGCGUCGCCAGCAUUGAGUACCUCCAGCAGUACGAGAGCACCCUGGAUGCUGUGUACAGGCUCUGCUCCGGCUUCAGGGGGGAAAGCAGUGGCCUGCAGGAGCUGCGGAGCGUCCUGGACCUCUGUGAGAUAGACCUUGGGAGCCCCAAAGCCAUCCACUGGACUGCUGUCUUCCCAGCUGUGGAAGCCAUCGACGACUCCUGGCCCAUGCUGGUGCUGCUGCUGGAGAGCGAGGCAGAGAGGUCACCCAUGGCUCACAGCCUCUGUGAAGAGCUCAAGAAGUUCCAGUUUGUGGCCUUCACCAAGAUCCUCCUGGAUGUCCUCCCCAUCCUCCAGAAACUCAGCUGCUUCUUCCAGAUGGAGGACGCUGACCUCUCCCUCCUGAAGCCAAUCGUCUCCACCGCGGCCACCACCCUGCAGGCCCAGAGGAGCACCAGCGGCCAGAACCUGCAGGAGUUCCUCAGUGAGCUGAAGGAGCAUCCACAGGGUGGCCAGCAGGGCGAGGGCCACCUCUGCUACAAGGGCGUGGAGCUGGCCAACUGCUCCAAGGUGCACCUGAAGCACUUUGAGCACCUGAAGGAGAGCUACCUGGAAAGCCUGCGGGGCAGCCUGCUGGACAGGUUCCCCAGCAGCGUCCUGGAGGCCAUCAGCUCCUUCUCGGCCAUCUUCAACCCCAAGUGCUACCCCCGGUCUCUGGAGGACGUCGGCAGCUAUGGGGUGGGCGAGCUGAGCUUCCUGCUGCAGGCUUACUCGCGGGUGGUGCUGAGCGAGAGGGCCCUCAGCGACUUCCCCCUCUUCAAGCGCAUCGUCUUCAGCCUGCGGCAGCUCUCCUUCCGGGAGCUCUGCGGCAAGCUGGUCUGCAGCAGCUCCGAGCUGCAUGAGCUCUUCCCGGACUUCGCCGCGCUGGCUGCCAUCGCCCUGGCGCUGCCGCUGGGCUCGGCGCUGUCCCAGAAGCUCAGCCGGGGCCGGGAGCUGCUGGGGCGCGGCCGGGCGCGGCACACAGGGCACCAGAAGCUCUCCGACCUGGUGAAGAUCGCCCUGGACGGGCCGGCCCUCGGCGACUUCGACUUUGCCUUGGCCACCGAGUACUACGAGAGCAGGAGGGGGUCUGGCGUCAUCGUGGCGCAGGUGAAGUGAACGGUGCCUGCCGACGGCAGAGCCCUGCUGGCAGGGAGCCAGCUCCUGUGGGCAGCCACAGGUGCCAGCUUGAUGCCCAUCGCUGCUCUUUCCCCGUCACUGGUCGCCACCCGGACUGGCAGGCUGCUGGUGGAAGGUGACCUGCUCCGUGCUGAGAAGAGGCUCCAGGAUCCUUCCCGAAGCCAGGCUGGUCCCAUGACCUCCCCUCCCUCACCCCCAGGCGUCCAUCAAACCCUGGGGCCGCCUGAAGGCCCAGAUCGUGCUGAGAAGCUUCCCAGGGGGUUGCUGCUCCCCUGCCCCGGGGAGCUGAAGGCAAAUCCCCUCCCAUGCUGCGCUGCCUUCGCCCAGCAGCUUCAUGCCAGCCUCCGCAGCAGUGUCUGAUGUGUGUUGCUUUGGAGCCUGCAGAAGGAAUGCAGCAGAGGCAGUGCCACGCUUCCAGCCCCAUGCACACCCCGGGUGCCCGCUGGGGCCGUGCCCAGCAUGGCAUCAGGUCGGAGACGUUUCAAGAGCCAGAGGUUUAGGGGAGGAUGCUGCAGGCGCCGAGGCCAGCGGCGCUGGCGGGCAGCAGCGUGCAGCAGUGGCUGCAUUUGUACAGAUCUAGAGAAACAGAUCUACUGCAAAGCUCUGCUCUCCUCUGCUGCUGCCUGAAGUGGAGAGAGAUCUAAAAGGACUUUGUUUUGCUGGUUUGUUGCUUUC